Hypoxylon fragiforme is the source of this 3105-nucleotide messenger RNA. RefSeq lists its product as uncharacterized. The record is from RefSeq and is a predicted model, not a curated record. Lineage: Eukaryota; Fungi; Ascomycota; Sordariomycetes; Xylariales; Hypoxylaceae. The transcript has 3 exons. The coding region runs from base 229 to 2907 and encodes 892 amino acids.
AUUUCUUCUUACACUGCCCAACUAUUAUUGAUUCCCCCUUCGACUUCCACCUCUACUUCCGCGAAGCAGACCGCUUUCGUCCUUCUGUAAUUCACUUCCUAAUCCAUACUUCUCUACCUACUUAGGUAACCCUAUAUAAUUUCACGCAAACUUCCACACAUCCAUACAAUUUCUUAUUCCCGUACCUAUCUACUGCCUUCAUAUCAUCCGCUACCACCCUCCACCGCCAUGGGGAGCACUCCCAAGGCUACCCAAUCCCCAGCGGGAAGCCCUGCCAAGGGUAAAGCUGGUCCUCUCGUUCUCGUGAAAGCUGCUGCCAAAGGCGUCGCUAAGCGCACUGCUAAGAAGCCCGCUCCUAAGAAAGGCGGUACGCGUGGAAAAGGACGUGGACAGAAGAAGGCCUACGAUGAACCGCGUGCCCAGGCAGCUUACGAACGCCAGCGAGAGCUAAGAGAUCUUUACUCACAAGUUUCGUUGGCUAUCAAACCGGCUCUUGACGAGAUUGCCGACAGGACUCUCAAAAUGCUGAUCGAAGACCCCGAUGCCCACAAGGAGGUAGAGGAGUACUUCGCCGUUCAACGACAACUUGAUGAGCAGCUCGAACUGGUCAUUGAGAGAAGUAACCUGGAGUAUCAAACGAGAGUCGACAUCACGCGCCGCACAUUUGAAUUAGAUAACGACCUUUCGCAGAAGAAGUAUAUGGACUCGGUCAAUGAUGUGACCACAGACUUUCACGACGGCGCCAUGAAUCGAACUAGUAUCUUGGCAGAGCUUCGUCAAGAAGGCCGAAGUGUUGAUACCCCCGAUCUCACGUACAAUUAUGUUGAGAAUAUACCAUAUAUCUCAUUCCUCGGCAAGUCGGAUAAGUUUGAGGCUGUCGGUGACCGAAUCCGUAACACGAAGACUGUUGCCAAGCGUAAAGCAGAAGGCCAAGCUGAUGAACAGCCUGAUUCUAAGAAGCCUCGACAUACUGGCGGCUUACUUGCGUCAGAGCAGCAGCCUGAUGGCGUACCGGAGUCCAACGCAGCAUCACCUGGUGCGAUUGAAGAGCAGGAAACCAGAGUCGUGUUGCACAAGGAUCUACCCGAUCUUCCCAAUGGUGCUUCCGAAGUAGAUGAGUAUGGCGUCCGAAGUGUCAAUAGGCGCGCCAAGAGCCCGGCAAACCGGUUCAUCGUUCCACCGAUGUUCUUAUUUGCGGAUGAGCAGAUAGGGUUCCGCGAUUCUACCAACGACUCGACCAGGAAAGCGACUAGAGCAACGCGAGGCAGAUUUCUCGAUACACCAAACUCUAGUACAUGGCAUCUGGACCAUACUGUCAAGGACUACGACUGUCGUGAAUAUAAAGACGACACUCUGGACCCCAGUACCGUGAAAAAAUAUGGACUGCACCCCAAGUAUGGCUUCUUUUUGCCAUCUUCUCAGAAUGAAGCAGAGUUCCCGGAUGAGCGUGUUGACGGAACACGUCCUAUCGUACUAGCGCCGAACCAACACACUCCUGUCCAUGCGUCUCGUUCCGCCCGAGACAAGAAGAUGGAUAUUGCACUCCAGGAAGACGCCACGAAGGGCCUGAUGGCGAAGAUGAUCGGAAAUUAUUGUGUUUACGAGGACAUUGAGCCAGAAGAAGUUGUUUCGAAGGAAAUGCGCGAUCGCGAACGUCAAGCUAUCGAGAGACUAGCUCUACCAUCGAAUGGUGGCGAGGGUCCAACAGAACAGGCAGAAACUGACCACAGCAACCUUGCUAAGGACUGCAUAGCUCUCCUCCUUCAAGCUGCCGAAUAUCUGGAGUCUGAAAAGCCAACAUCGCAGUUCAUAGCCUCACGACCAUCUCGCCCAUAUGAUGCAGUUCGAGAUGUCUUCACUGGCGCAGAACCUGCUCCUCCCCUUCCAGAACAACGCCUCCCAGAAGCAACCACUAAUCCGCUUGAUAUACUGGCGGACAUGGCCCUGGGACUUGAGGCCAGGGGACAUCCGGAACAAAAUGAAGCAUUGACAUCAGGCGGCUCUUCCAAGAUAGGCCAACGCCUUAUUAGCCCUCCCAACCAGCCACCUCCACCGCCUAGCACGUUCUUACAGACUGCGCUGAAUCCUCCCCCGACUUUUGCGCAUAUCGCGCCAGCUCCUACCCCUAUGAUGGAAAUUGUGCAGCAGAAUCACCUCCCUAAAAACCCCUUUGUUAGCCAGGACAAUGGAGAUAGUCUCCCACCUCUGCGGCCUAAUAGACUUGAAGAGGGGCAAAACACAUCACAGUUGCAACGACCUCUCCCUCGCCCUGCGCACCGACCUCAGGAAUUCGGCUCCCCGCGUGGCCCUCUUCGCUCGAAUUCUGGUGCUUUCUAUCCCCCAGCACCACCACGGGCUUAUCAUCAUGGUCUUACUUUUCAUGAGCAAUCUAUGAUGUCGGUACCUGUUCAGCAGAUGCAGCCCAUGUCUGGGCCUGGCUUGAUGGCAACCCAGACCGCCUUAGCUCCUCAUACUCUCUCUCGCCAUCCCAUCAUGUCCCCGCCACAUCAAAUACAACCACAUCUAGCUCCAGUGCCGACACAGAUGGAGACACCUUUGUCUUCGAUAUCACCCCCUAGUCCACUUAUCAACUUUCCGUCACCCGCUCAUGGACUGCGUCAUAGACCAGAGGUCACAUCCAAUAGUAACGACGGUAAAAACUACCGCAGGAUAGCCGCAGCGCCUCUUCCUCACAACCGUCCCUGGACGACCAACGGCGGCACGGAGCUGCGCCUAGCCCACUACGAUCAUAAAGAAGCGAUCAAGGAUUACAUGGCUAGCGAACCCCCUCCCCAUAGCGGGCCUACAGUAAUCCGGGGCUGGAACAACAAGUCGGUUAGUAACCCGAAGGGGCGAAAUAGGACCUCGAAGAAAGGCGACUCUGAGGAGAAGGAUUCUCCCAAGUAGGUCUCAGACGACUCUUCUUGGGGCUGUUGUAUUGAUUAUUAUCACAUUACAGCAUGAUAUCCCCAUUCAUGAACAAGUGGAAUGCCUCGGAGAAGAGCUGAGGCGGUAGCAAUCCAACUUUACGUCUCGACGGACCCACGAAUACCCACCCACGAUUUACCUACCUUACGAUUAGAAGAUUAUAAAUCCACAUUAGAG